Molecule: messenger RNA, 1936 nt
Organism: Acanthoscelides obtectus
Lineage: Eukaryota; Metazoa; Arthropoda; Insecta; Coleoptera; Chrysomelidae
Source: the annotation of a GenBank genome assembly
CCAUACCAAAAACCAACAAUACAACUAGAAGAAGCAAUUUAUAUCCAAAUCAAUGAUUUAGUUUUAGAAACUAGUGAUAAGCAGUGUAGUUUUAGAAAACGCUAUAAUGCCGCUGGAACAUUAUUGGGCCUAAUCGACAAAAUUGUUAAAGCCUGGGACUAUCAACAAGUGACACAUUACCAAGGCAUUAGAUAGGAUAAAUCACCAAUUUUUGAUAUCUAAGUGAAAUAUUAUGUCAAAACCCGGUGAAGUAACCCAGGCAGUCAAAGAUGCGAUUGACGUCGGAUACAGGCACAUUGACUGCGCUCACGUUUAUGGUAACGAGAAAGAAGUAGGUGCCGCCAUCAAGGCCAAAAUCGCAGACGGAACCGUCAAAAGGGAGGACCUUUACAUCACAAGCAAGCUAUGGAACACCAUGCACAGGCCUGACAUGGUAGAACCAGCUCUUAAGACCACCUUGCAACACUUGGGACUGGAAUACUUGGACCUGUAUCUGAUCCAUUGGCCAUUUGCAAUGAAGGAAGGAACUGAGGAACUUUUCCCAACCAACUCUGAUGGCACUACAGCCUUCAGUGACGUAGACUACCUGGACACAUGGAAGGCCAUGGAGGCGGUUCAGAAGAAGGGUUUGACACAUUCCAUUGGCGUAUCCAACUUCAACAAGAAACAGUUGGAAAGGGUGUUGGCCAAUUGUACCAUUGCACCAGUCACAAACCAGAUUGAAGUUCACCCAUACCUGAACCAGAAGAAGCUGAUCGAAUUCUGCAAAUCCAAAAACAUCAUCGUGACCGCAUACAGUCCAUUGGGAUCCCCCGACAGGCCAUGGGCCAAACCUGGUGACCCACAACUGCUGGACGAUCCCAAGAUCAAGAGCCUCGCAGACAAAUACAAGAAGACACCCGCUCAGAUCGUGUUGAGGUACCAGGUGCAAAGAGGAUGUAUCACCAUCCCCAAAUCUGUUAACAGAAAGAGGAUUGAGGAGAACUUCAACAUUUGGGACUUCCAAUUGACUCCUCAGGAUAUCGCUUUGAUUGACACCUUUGACUGCAAUGGAAGGAUUUGCCCAUAUGACGAGUAAGUAUUGUACUGAAAUCUAUUACAAAACUGCACCAAAUAAUGCAUUAUAAUAGUGCAGUCGAACUAUACAGAGCAGUAAAUAAAAUAUUACUUAUAAAGAACGUUGACAGUGUGUGAGGGUGUUCCUUAAUGACGUGCUAAUUUUCAUAGAUGUGAUUCUUAAAAUAAUAUUACCAUCACUAUACUUAUUUUAGAUACUAUACAUAGAUGUAAAAUGAUAUAUUUUAUUAUAAAAAGUUAUUCUAUUGUGCCACCAAUGGGGUUCGUGUAAACAUGCGUAGAUGCGGAUAUUGGAUUUUUGUCACAUUGAGGAGUGGAACAUUUUAACUUACCACUAUCCGUCAUUUGUUUGUCUGGGCGGUCAGGAGGACCUUUGCCCAUUAGUCACGGUCUAAUUUACGUUAGUCGAGUCUGCCAGUCCUGGUGGCCCAGAAACCAGACAAUGUCAAGAAAAAAGAGAGGGGGAAAGAGUAGAAAAAAGGAGAAGAUAGGGACACCCUGUAUAACCAGUACCAUAAUAAAUUAACAAAUUAUGAUGAUGUAAAUCGAUUUUAAUUUUAUGGACUAUGACAAAUGUGACAGGCUAUAGAAACCAAUAUUAUUUGAACAAGUAUAAUUUCAAGAGCCGUUAACGAAGAAAAAUAUUAUAUAGAAUUAUGCAGCCAAUUAUGCUUACUGUUGUUCAGUUCUAAUAGCAGAAAAGUGCCAGACAAGAUUAUCAAACAUUCUUGCUAUAUUUUUCUCUUUCAUUUUGGAAAUUAUAACGAAAGCGGUAGUAAAAUGUAGAGUCAAGGAUGGAAUCUUUAAUAGAAGAGACAAUAUACAUCAAAGAUGCUAAUACUGUUUUUUAUAUAUUUUC